AUGUCAAAACUAUCGGACAUUUACCGUUCGAAUCUUCUACUGAAACUUGCCGACAUCAUAGAGGAGAAUGCGGAUGGCUUCGCAACUCUGGAAUCCAGGGAUCAGGGGAAGCCAGUGAAUUUAGCCAGGUCUACCGUAAUUGACGAGCCAGUUCGAGCUGUGAAUUACGUCAGAAACGAUCCUAUAGGAGUAGCCGGACUCAUUAGUCCAUGGAAUCUCCCACUGUAUCUGGUUGGUUUGAACAGAUGGGGUACACGAUCGGCACCAGCCCUCGCAACAGGAAAUACAGUUGUGUGCAAGCCCAGUGAGUUGACGAGCGUCACCGCAUGGGUGUUGAUGCACGCAUUCAAAGAAGCAGGUAAGUAACC
Cylicostephanus goldi is the source of this 368-nucleotide messenger RNA. NCBI's taxonomy places the organism in Eukaryota, Metazoa, Nematoda, Chromadorea, Rhabditida, Strongylidae. The record is from the annotation of a GenBank genome assembly.